This is a messenger RNA of Naumovozyma dairenensis CBS 421, 612 nucleotides long. It is a transcript of the gene EMP24, whose product is annotated as Emp24p. Gene Ontology annotation, biological process: endoplasmic reticulum to Golgi vesicle-mediated transport; Golgi organization; protein retention in ER lumen. The coding region runs from base 1 to 612 and encodes 203 amino acids. Gene Ontology annotation, cellular component: endoplasmic reticulum; endoplasmic reticulum-Golgi intermediate compartment; Golgi apparatus. The record is from RefSeq and is a predicted model, not a curated record. The transcript has a single exon. Lineage: Eukaryota; Fungi; Ascomycota; Saccharomycetes; Saccharomycetales; Saccharomycetaceae.
AUGAAGUUAAAUUCUAUUAUUUUGAUCAUUUCAUGUUGGUUGACAACAUUUACCUUAGGUCAUAAUGUCCUAUUACCAGCUUAUGGUCGUCGUUGUUUCUUUGAAAAAUUAAGUAAAGGUGAUGAAUUUUCCGUAUCUUUCCAAUUCGGGGAUAGAGAUCCACAAUCAUCAAAUCAAUUGACUGGUGAUUUUGUCUUAUAUACACCCGGUAGAACUCAAGUUUUACAAAGUAUUGUCAAUCAAGCUCAUGGUGAAGUUACAAUUUCUGCUCCUGAUGGUGGUAAGUUUGAAUAUUGUUUCAUUAAUGAAAAUUCAAAUGUUCAAACAAAAGAUGUCACUUUCAAUAUUCAUGGUACUGUUUAUGUCAAUGUAGAUGAUCCAAAUAAUGAAUCUUUGGAUGGUUCCGUUAGAACUUUAUCAAAAUUGAUUAAAGAAGUUCAAAAUGAACAAAGUUAUAUUGUUAUUAGAGAAAGAACUCAUAGAAAUACAGCUGAAUCUACUAAUGAUCGUGUUAAGUGGUGGUCAAUUUUCCAAGUUGGUGUUGUUGUUGCCAAUUCUUUGUUCCAAAUCUAUUAUUUGAAAAGAUUCUUCGAAGUUACUUCUUAUGUUUAA